Messenger RNA from Paramecium tetraurelia, 1278 nucleotides. RefSeq lists its product as uncharacterized. Gene Ontology annotation, molecular function: protein binding. Gene Ontology annotation, biological process: cilium assembly. The record is from RefSeq and is a predicted model, not a curated record. The transcript has 7 exons. NCBI's taxonomy places the organism in Eukaryota, Ciliophora, Oligohymenophorea, Peniculida, Parameciidae.
AUGUAAUCAGAACUUGAGACUUAGGCAGUGAUAGGAUUCACAGGUAUGUAUACUUCAUAUAUUCAAAGGGGAAAAUAACUCUAGUGUUAGUUUUUGAAUCCAACAAUCAGGUAUGAUAUAACAUAGACAAUAAAGAUUUUUAAGAGGACACAACAAUUAGAUCUCUAACUGAAGAUGAUUUAGCACCUUUGGUAGAAAACUUAUAUGGGGUUCUAAGCUGAUAUAAUAAUUUGGGAUUUCAAGGAGAGAAACAUUACUUAUAGGUUGAAAUUACAUAAAGUGUUGAUCUUAUCUCUCAGUUUCUCACAUAAUGAAUUAUACUUGGCAUCAUUGGGAGGGAUUGAUGAUAAACAUGUAGAUAAUUUGAGAUAUUAAAGUAGGGAAGGCAUUGUAUGGAACUCGAAAUCGAGACCAGUUAAUUAAGUCUAAUUUAACAACUAAUCAGAUGAAAAGGAUUUUAGUUUUAAACAAUUGACAAAUAAAAUAAGAAGUAUGAUGUAUACUUAUAUAUAUAUAUUCAAUCUGUUGAUGUAUGUUUUGGGAAUGUCAAAUGAACCUUUAUUUGUGUUGCAAUCGAUAGAAAUUAUUGCUAUAAUUGAACAAAGACUGUCUAUUUAUAAAAUAUUAGCUCCAGUCAAGAAGCUAUUUUCAUAUGGAGUUAACUGUUUUGGAUUAUUAGAAAACAGAGAAAUCAAUGUGGAAGCAGUAGAUGGUAUGAUUGCAAAAUUUUCUUUCAAACAAUAUAGAUUGGUAGCAAUCAGUGAAUUACUUGGAGGUGUGACAUCAUUUCGUUUACAAAUGUUAGACUCAUUUUUUCGCAGGAACAAUUCAAAAAUAUAUUUAUUGAAAAUACUUGUCACAAUGAAAGAACUAAUGAUUUAGGCUUUCCUCACAAUUAUUUUGAUGUAUUUGCUACCAAACGCUAAAAACAGAUAAAAAUUCCUAAGAAUAUAAGUUUCAAAUCUUGAAUAUUGGACAGUUGCCUUUAUGAAUGAUGGUAAAAGCAUUGUAAGUGGUUGGAGUGAUAGAAAAAUUAGAGUUUUCAUACCAUAGUCAGGUAGAUUACUCAAUUUAAUUAAUGAUACACAUAUCCAUGGAUGCACAACAUUGAAUUGUACUUUGGAUUGCUAAAGGAUUAUUUCAGAAGGAUAAGUUAAAGUAUGGGAAAUUGAAUAGACCAUAGAAAUUUUUCCAAGAAAAACAACACGCUUGCGAUUUCAUAAAACUCAGUUCACAAAUAUGGAGAGGACUUAUAUAUCAUUUUUAAUGGUUUUAUGA